Molecule: messenger RNA, 9964 nt
Organism: Capra hircus (goat)
Lineage: Eukaryota; Metazoa; Chordata; Mammalia; Artiodactyla; Bovidae
Gene: HIVEP2
Product: human immunodeficiency virus type I enhancer binding protein 2
Exons: 11
Coding region: 980-8308 (2442 amino acids)
Biological process (GO): regulation of transcription by RNA polymerase II
Cellular component (GO): nucleus
Molecular function (GO): DNA-binding transcription factor activity, RNA polymerase II-specific; RNA polymerase II cis-regulatory region sequence-specific DNA binding
Source: RefSeq, a predicted model, not a curated record
GGCGCCGCCGAGCGCUGUCUCUGCCCGCCGGAGGAGGGUCUCCGCAGGAACAUCUCCGGUGACUGUGGCACAAGUCUUGGCCAAGUUGUGUCUUGGACGUUGAGGCUCCCGGGAGCCCGGAGCAACUUGGAGGGUCUCCUGGCUCCUUAACCAUAUUCCUACACGUCUCGACUUUUGGGGGUGCUGGGUGCAGCCUCGGGGUGCGUGGAGGGCGGACCGACCGUUCGGGCGAGCAGAGCGGCGGGAAUCUAGGUCCCUCGGCUCGAUUGGCGAACUUACCUGAGACACUGAGACUCAAGAUCGUGCGGAUGUGUGACUAGGACCGAAAGCAGAUUUCCAGGUGGAGUCUUUGAAUUUUUUAAAAGACAACAGUAAUCGGAUCUACUUGAAAAAUUAAGUGAAUUGAUUUGUUUGGAACACUCUUUGACCAAUUCUUUAACAUUUAGCCACUGGAUUCCCAGAAGUUGUGCAUGUGUUCCUGUGGAGGGAGUUGGCAUCGUCGAAAGCAAAGACGGCUGUGAUGCACUUUUUUGAUAUGAGGAUAACAGGAAGCGACAAGACAAUCAUGCCCAUGAGAACUCUAAACCAUUCAGACCAUUUUGUCUUAGUGAAACUGACAGUUGAACUUUGCUCUAGUUGAUGGGCAAAAUUUCUCCUAGACUAUUCAUCAUCCCAAUUUCAUCCUAGUUGAAAAUAUUCAAAUGCCAUAAGAAAUCUUUAUAGAUUUGCACUUAGCUUUUGGAUGGACAUUUCUACAAUGGAGAGAACUGUGUUAUAGCCCCGGUCCAAGGACAUACCAUCAAAUGCCCACAGACUACGGGGUGGGUGUGGAAGGUUCCAAAGAGAAGGAAAACUCAGCAAGUCUGCAGACACCCUGGAACAUGGAAGCAAGCAAGCUUUGAAAGGGACAGCUUUGAAGACACUCCAUGAGUCUGCACGGCUUUCAAGCAAACUAGCACUUGAGACCUUGUGUGACAAAAUGGACACUGGGGACACAGCUCUAGGACAAAAAGCUACCUCAAGGUCUGGAGAAACUGAUAAAGCAUCAGGUAGAUGGAGACAGGAACAAUCAGCUGUUAUUAAGAUGAGCACUUUUGGCAGUCAAGAAGGACAGCGGCAACCACAAAUUGAUCCUGAGCAUAUUGGAAACACAGCAUCAGCACAACUCUUUGGUUCUGGGAAACUGGCCUCACCUAGCGAAGUGGUCCAGCAAGUGGCAGAGAAGCAAUACCCACCACACCGUCCAAGUCCUUAUUCAUGCCAACAUUCACUCUCUUUCCCUCAGCACUCAUUGCCACAGGGGGUCAUGCACAGCAACAAGCCACACCAGAGCCUCGAAGGCCCUCCGUGGCUUUUCCCUGGCCCUUUGCCAUCUGUUGCCUCUGAGGACCUAUUUUCCUUUCCUAUACACGGCCACAGUGGUGGUUAUCCUAGAAAAAAGAUUUCAAGUCUGAACCCUGCUUAUAGCCAAUACUCCCAGAAAAGUCUAGAACAGUCUGAAGAUGCUCACAAAAAAGAGCACAAACCCAAAAAGCCCGGCAAGUACAUUUGCCCUUACUGCAGCAGGGCAUGUGCCAAGCCCAGCGUACUGAAAAAGCACAUCAGGUCCCACACCGGUGAGCGGCCAUACCCAUGUAUACCGUGUGGUUUCUCUUUCAAGACGAAGAGCAAUUUGUACAAGCACAGGAAGUCACAUGCCCAUGCAAUUAAGGCAGGAUUAGUCCCUUUCACAGAGUCAGCGGUGUCAAAACUGGAUCUAGAGGCCGGUUUCAUUGAUGUAGAAGCAGAAAUACAUUCAGAUGGUGAACAGAGUACAGACACAGAUGAGGAGAGUUCUUUGUUUGUUGAGGCUUCUGACAAAAUGAGUCCUGGCCCACCCAUUCCACUGGAAAUGGCCAGCAGAGGUGGCUAUCACGGGUCAUUGGAAGAAUCGCUGGGAGGUCCAAUGAAGGUGCCGAUUUUGAUUAUCCCCAAAAGUGGAAUUCCUUUACCUAAUGAAAGCUCUCAGUAUAUUGGCUCUGAUAUGUUACCAAAUCCGUCUUUAAGUACUAAGGCUGAUGACUCUCACACAGUUAAACAGAAACUUGCACUAAGACUGUCAGAGAAAAAAGGACAAGAUUCUGAGCCAUCUCUGAACCUUCUGAGCCCGCACAGUAAAGGAAGCACUGACUCUGGUUACUUUUCCCGCUCAGAAAGUGCAGAGCAGCAGAUCAGCCCUCCAAACACAAACGCGAAGUCUUAUGAAGAAAUCAUCUUUGGAAAAUACUGUCGGCUUAGUCCGAGAAAUACACUCAGUGUUACUACCACAAGUCAGGAACGCGCCACGAUGGGUAGGAAGGGCACCAUGGACUCAUUACCUCACGUCAACACCAGGUUAGAUGUCAAGAUGUUUGAAGAUCCUGUUUCACAGCUGAUCCCAAGCAAGGCAGAAAUUGACCCCAGUCAGACAGGCAUGCUAAAAUCCACCAAAUUCAACAGUGAGUCAAGACAAUCCCAGACGAUUCCAUCAUCUAUCAGGAAUGAAGGAAAACUUUAUCCAGCCAAUUUCCAAGGUGGCAGCCCAGUUCUCCUCGAAGCUCCAGUUGACUCUUCACCCCUUAUUCGAAGCAACUCAAUGCCAACUUCUUCAGCAACUAACUUAAGUCUUCCUCCUUCUUUGAGAGGAAGUCACUCAUUUGAUGAGCGGAUGACUGGCUCUGAUGAUGUGUUCUACCCAGGAACGGUAGGCAUACCACCUCAGCGCAUGUUAAGGAGACAAGCAGCUUUUGAGCUGCCUUCAGUCCAGGAGGGGCAUCUGGAGGGAGACCACCAUGGCAGGGUGUCCAAAAGCAUCACAGGUCCAUCCUUGAAGGAAAAGAAAUUGAUUCCUGGGGACAGGGUCGGCUAUGACUAUGAUGUCUGCCGCAAACCCUAUAAGAAGUGGGAGGACUCUGAGACAACAAAGCAAAACUACAGGGAUGUUUCCUGCAUCAGCCCAUUGAAACAUGGCGGAGAGUACUUCAUGGAUCCCUCGGCGCCAUCCCAGGGCAUGCCAACCAUGUUUGGAACCACCUGCGAAACUCGAAAACGCCGGAAAGAAAAGAGCGUCGGGGACGAGGAGGACACCCCCAUGAUCUGCAGCAGCACGCCUUUGGGCAUCGCGACUGCAGAUUACGAGUCCAAGCUGCAGAUGCAGGAAGGCACGAGGAGUGGGUUCGGCCUGGCUGGACAGGAAAACCUUUCUCACGGGCACUCUGAGCGCUUUGACCUGUGUCGACCCCCGCUGCAAUCUGGGAGCCCCUCUCUCGGGUCAGAGGAGUCACCCUUGGCGGCUGAUCCGGACAAGCAAUCGGAUGGAGCGGGCAGAAAGCCUCCUGGAAAUGUGAUCUCUGUGAUUCAGCACACCAACUCGCUGAGCCGCCCCAAUUCCUUCGAGCGGUCCGAGUCCGCUGAACUCGUGGCCAGCGCCCAGGAGAAAGUCUCAUCACCCUCCGAGACGUGUGACAGCGAGAUCUCCGAAGCCCCGGUGAGCCCGGAGUGGGCCCCGCCCGGGGAGGGUGCGGAGAGCGCGGGGAAACCGUCCCCCGCGCCCCAGGUCCCGCCGCCGCCGCCACCCUACCACGCACCGCCCCGGCUGGUGCGCCAGCACAACAUCCAAGUCCCGGAGAUCCGUGUGACCGAGGAGCCGGACAAGCCGGAGAAAGAGAAGGAAACGCAGAGCAAAGAGCCGGAAAAGCCAGUGGAGGAGUUCCAGUGGCCCCAGAGAAGCGAGACCCUCUCCCAGCUCCCGGCCGAGAAGCUGCCGCCCAAAAAGAAACGUCUGCGACUCGCGGACAUGGAGCACUCCUCUGGGGAAUCCAGCUUCGAGUCCACAGGCACCGGCCUCUCCCGCAGCCCCAGUCAAGAGAGUAACCUGUCCCACAGCUCCAGCUUCUCCAUGUCUUUCGAUCGAGAGGAGACCAUGAAGCUUGCGGCUUCCAAGCCAGAUGAGUUCGGGAAGCAUUCGGAGUUCUUGACCGUCCCCGCCGGUUCCUACUCACUGUCAGUCCCUGGCCACCACCAUCACCAGAAGGAGAUGCGACGCUGUUCAUCUGAGCAGAUGCCUUGUCCUCACCCCACGGAGGUCCCAGAAAUUCGGAGCAAGUCAUUUGAUUAUGGGAACCUGUCCCACGCACCCACAGCUGGAACGUCGGCCGCCUCUGCGCUGUCCCCAUCCCGGGAGAGGAAGAAGUGCUUUCUGGUGCGCCAGGCGUCCUUCAGUGGCUCUCCCGAGAUCUCCCAGGGGGAGGCCGGCGCGGAUCUGGGUGUCAAGCAGGAGCAGCUGGAGCAUCUGCAUGCCAGCCUCAGGUCCACAUGGCCCCACGCUCCAUGCUCCGUGCUCCCUCCCCUCCAGGCCGAGGACCCAGGGAAGCAAGUCGUGGGUCCCUGCCCCCAGCUGAGCUCAGGCCCCCUCCACCUGGCCCAGCAGCAGAUCCUGCACCUGGAUAGUCAGGAAUCUCUGAGAAAUCCCUUGAUACAACCGACAUCCUAUAUUGCAAGCAAGCACUUGUCUGAACAGCCACAUUUGUUUCCCCAUCAGGAGGCUCUCCCAUUUUCUCCAAUCCAGAGCGCCUUGUUUCAGUUCCAGUAUCCUACCGUCUGUAUGGUUCACUUACCAGCCCAGCAGCCCCCUUGGUGGCAGGCACACUUCCCCCAUCCUCUUGCUCAGCACACUCCGAAGAGCUAUGGCAAGCCUUCUUUCCAGGCAGAAGUUCACCCCAGCUACCCCUUGGAGCCCUUGGCCGAACACACUGGAAAGAAAUCCGCUGAUUACAUGCACACGAAAGAUCAAACCUACCCAGGUUAUUCAGGAACAUCAGGGCUACCCUCAAAGAACCUCCUUCCAAAGUUUCCCUCUGGGGAGAGCACCAAGUCAACAGAUACUCCCUCUGAGCAGGUUGUUCAGGAAGAUUUCACCUCAGCGAGCGCUGGGCCCUUGCAGUCCUUGCCGGGAACGGUGGUUCCUGUUAGGAUCCAGACGCACGUCCCAUCCUAUGGGAGUGUCAUGUACACAAGCAUUUCUCAGAUGCUUGGGCAGAACAGCCCUGCCAUUGUCAUAUGCAAAGUUGACGAGAACGUGACACAAAGAACCCUGGUAACCAACGCGGCCAUGCAAGGGAUAGGAUUUAACAUUGCCCAGGUGUUGGGGCAGCAUGCAGGCUUGGAAAAAUACCCCAUCUGGAAAGUACCUCAGACUUUACCCCUUGGCUUGGAAUCCUCAAUCCCCUUAUGUUUACCUUCCACCUCUGACAGCGUGGCCACCCUGGGAGGCAGCAAACGUAUGCUUUCCCCAGCCAGCAGCUUAGAACUCUUCAUGGAAACGAAGCAGCAGAAAAGAGUCAAGGAAGAAAAGAUGUAUGGACAGAUUGUGGAGGAGCUCAGCGCCGUGGAGCUGACCAACUCAGACAUCAAGAAGGAUCUCUCCCGCCCCCAGAAACCCCAGCUGGUUCGACAGGGCUGUGCUUCCGAGCCAAAGGAUGGCUUGGCGUCAGGGUCAUCUUCCUUCUCCUCGCUGUCCCCCUCCUCAUCUCAAGACCAUCCCUCUUCCAGCGUGCCCUCAAGGGAGCCUGGCAUGCCAGGCUCCCGAGCAUCCCCCCUGGGGCAGAAGUCAUCCAGUGGGCCCUCGGAAAGCAAAGAGUCCUCAGAUGAGUUGGACAUUGACGAGACUGCCUCUGAUAUGAGCAUGAGCCCUCAGACCUCCUCCUUACCACCUGGGGACAGUCAGCUCGAAGAGCAAGGAAAGGGCCAGAAACUGCCUGCUGGUGUGCUGGUCCACAGGGCCUCAGGCCCAAGUGGGAAAAUGGCAAAUUCAACUCUUCUUUUCACGGACAUGGUAGAUUUCCAGCAGAUUCUUCAGUUCCCCAGUCUGCGGACAACGACAACUGUGAGUUGGUGCUUCUUGAAUUAUACAAAACCCAAUUAUGUGCAGCAGGCCACCUUCAAAUCCUCGGUUUAUGCUUCAUGGUGCAUUAGUUCCUGUAACCCAAACCCAUCCGGAUUGAACACCAAGACCACACUGGCUCUUCUGAGGUCCAAACAAAAAAUCACUGCAGAAAUUUAUACUCUGGCUGCUAUGCACCGGCCUGGAACUGGCAAACUGACAUCGUCAAGUGCUUGGAAGCAGUUUGCUCAGAUGAAACCAGAUGCGUCCUUUUUAUUUGGCAGCAAACUAGAAAGGAAACUAGUGGGAAGUAUCUUAAAGGAAAGAGGGAAAGGAGAUAUUCAUGGAGAUAAGGAUAUUGGAUCCAAGCAAACUGAGCCUAUUCGAAUUAAAAUCUUUGAAGGAGGAUAUAAAUCGAAUGAAGACUAUGUAUAUGUCAGAGGACGUGGACGUGGAAAGUACAUUUGUGAAGAAUGUGGGAUUCGCUGUAAGAAACCGAGCAUGCUCAAAAAGCAUAUCCGCACGCAUACUGAUGUCCGGCCUUAUGUAUGCAAGUUAUGUAACUUCGCCUUCAAAACAAAAGGAAACCUAACAAAGCAUAUGAAAUCUAAAGCACACAUGAAGAAAUGCCUGGAGUUGGGGGUCUCAAUGACAUCAGUCGAUGAUACCGAAACUGAGGAAGCAGAAACGAUGGAAGAUUUGCACAAGGCAAGUGAGAAGCACAGCAUGUCCAGCAUUUCGACUGAUCAUCAGUUCUCAGAUGCUGAAGAAUCGGAUGGUGAAGAUGGAGAUGAUAAUGACGAUGACGACGAAGACGAUGAUGACUUUGAUGACCAAGGAGAUUUGACACCAAAAACAAGAUCAAGAAGCACCAGUCCCCAGCCUCCUAGAUUCUCCUCCUUGCCUGUGAAUGUUGGCGCUGUGCCCCAUGGGGUUCCUUCCGAUAGCUCCCUGGGGCAUUCUUCAUUGAUCAGCUAUUUGGUUACCUUGCCAAGUAUUCAGGUCACUCAGCUGAUGACACCAAGUGACUCAUGUGAAGAUACUCAGAUGACAGAAUACCAGAGGUUAUUCCAGAGCAAAAGUACAGACUCAGAACCAGACAAAGACAGGUUAGACAUCCCCAGUUGUAUGGAUGAAGACUGCAUGCUGUCUUCAGAGCCGGGCUCCUCCCCACGGGACUUCUCACCCUCCAGCCGCCAUUCCUCACCAGGAUAUGAUUCUUCACCCUGUCGAGAUAAUUCACCAAAGAGGUGUCUGAUACCCAAAGGGGAUUUGUCACCCAGAAGACAUUUGUCACCUAGGAGAGAUCUGUCACCCAUGCGACACCUUUCACCAAGAAAGGAAGCCGCCUUGAGAAGAGAGAUGUCACAGAGAGAUGUUUCACCAAGAAGGCAUCUGUCCCCAAGGAGGCCAGUGUCACCUGGGAAAGAAAUCAUGGCCAGGAGGGACCUCUCUCCCAGAAGAGAGAGAAGAUACAUGACCACCAUAAGAGCACCAUCUCCCAGAAGGGCUUUAUACCACAACCCACCAUUGUCCAUGGGGCAGUAUUUGCAAGCAGAGCCAAUUGUAUUGGGGCCUCCUCAGAAUUUAAGAAGAGGAUUACCUCAGGUUCCUUACUUCAGUCUCUAUGGAGACCAAGAAGGUGCUUAUGAACAUCCCGGCUCCAGCCUUUUCCCUGAGGGUCCUAAUGACUAUGUCUUCAGUCAUCUUCCACUCCACUCUCAGCAACAAGUGCGAGCUCCUAUCCCUAUGGUGCCAGUUGGUGGGAUCCAAAUGGUUCACUCCAUACCGCCGGCCCUCUCCGGUUUACACCCUCCACCCACAUUGCCUCUGCCAAUGGAGGGCUCCGAGGAGAAGAGGGGAGCCUCAGGGGACUCCUUCGCCAAGGAUCCCUACGCAGUUUCGAAGCAGCCCGGGAAGCGGUCGCCUUACGCUCCCCAGUCAUCUGGUCCACCUAGCACGCCCUCGUCUCCGCGGCUCCUGAUGAAACAGAGCACUUCAGAAGACAGCCUGAAUGCCACAGAGCGGGAACAGGAGGAAAACAUACAGACUUGCACAAAAGCCAUCGCCUCCCUCCGGAUUGCCACAGAAGAGGCCGCUUUGCUUGGGGCAGAUCAGUCAGCUCGGGGGCAGGCGCCUCAUCAGAAACCCUUGGAAAGUGCACAGGCUAGCAUUAGACACUUUAGUGGACCUGAGCCAGGUCAGCCCUGUACCUCAGCUACCCACCCUGACUUGCAUGAUGGCGAAAAGGACAAUUUUGGUACAUCCCGGACUGCGUUCGCCCACUCCACAUUUUACAGCAAGAGUUGUCUGGAUGACCAACAGUCAGGCUUUCAAGACAGCAAGGAAUUACCUUCAAGCACAGAGGCAGGCAAGGAACCGGCUUCAGAAAAGAGUCAACUACAUUGAUCUAAGAUGCAUGGAGACUUUCAUUUCCACAUUUUCCCAUUUGUUUUUGUUUUUGUUUUUCUAGAAAUAGAGGUAAUCAAGUUUAUAGCAUGCCUGUCCUAAGUUACUGGUAGUUUGCUAUUAUAUAUACUUUUGUUAUAUCAGAAGAAUUAGGUAAAUUAACAAGUCAUCAUGAGCCUGACCAAAACAAAAUUUGAAAUUAACCUAUUGGGUCUGGUACUUUUAAAAUUGUACAGAUGUUUGUGCCUUUUCUUUACUUUGCUUAUAUUCUUAUAAGCAUUUUUUAGCAGUAAUUUGUACAUAUUUUAGAAUUUGUGUAUCUGCUUUGUAAUAAAUGUAAUUUCUUUCCUUUUUUGGACACUUGGAUCUAAAUGAUGUAAAGCAAAACAGCAUCAAUAUAUAUGUGAGGUUGCACUAAAACAUAUUUUUAUAUGAUUAAAACUGAACAGCUUUUAUGUACAGCUCUGAUUCUGUAAUACUAAUAUUUAUUUACUUUGUUUCAUAAAUUGUACAUUUUUUCUUAAUGUUGUGGAUUGCUUUUCUAUGUGAAGCAUGGGGUUUACUGUUGCGUAACUAGAGCAAAAAAUGUAUAUUGUAAACAAGAUAUUUAAACUAGAGUAUCUUAUUCUGCACUUAUGCAUUAGUUAAAAAAAAAAAGAUAAAGGAUGUAUCAGUCAGUUCUUAACUCUUGUAAAUUUUUUUGUCUCUUGUUUGCUGGAUUGACUAUAACUUAAGUGCUGAUUGUGAUUUUAAACUGAUAGUACCGUAAAGCAUUAAAGUAAACAACGUGCUAUUGUGAGUUUUUUCAAAGCUUUAUAAAUCAGUUAUAAAUAAUAUUAAAAGUAUUUGGUCUUAUGUGAACAUGUUGAUCUAUAUACUCAACUAAAAAUAUGGGAAAACAUUCCGCCCCAUGUAAAUAUGUACAAGUGCAUCACUGGUACAAUUUUAUGUAACUCAGUUGGACACUAGGUUGCCACAGACCUAUGCUAGGGUGUCUUUAAAAAUUAAAGUGACAAAGCACAUGGGACUGUGUUGAGCUUGGUUAUCGGCCGGCCCGGUGGCUUGGCAGGCAGUGCUGUGCGCUGCCCGUGGAGAAGACCUGGGCUUAGCAAUCUCCUUGGUUCUUGCUGCACGAGAUGGUGACUGGAACUAAGGCUACUACAGAGGGGUCGCGCUUGGACUGAGAGGUGGGUGUGGAAGCGGGGAAGGGCAUGGAGACCUGCUCCUUAGCCUUUCCUGUCAGCCAGUCUGCAUGGUAACAGGGUUGACAUCAGCUCUGGGGGAAGACACUUAACCCUACAGCAGAAGGGAAGAGUGUCAGACCCCUGGCUAUCUCAGGGGGAAUGGAGAAGAAGCUUACCAGGGAAAAGAACUUGUGGGAGGAUGCUGUCUUUUGUAUAUAACAUUCAGAAUGGGCUUUGGUUAGCGUUGACGAUGGGCAGAGCCUUUGUUUGUAGGUUCCCAAGAGUGGAAGGAAGGGAAGGGGUACAACACAUGGGCACACACAAACACGUGUGUGCACACACACACACACACAAUCUGGGUUAUCUUUGUGCUAUAUAGUGGAUUAUAAUUCUGUGAAACCAAGUUUGUAUAUUGAAUUACAUUAAGGAGUGUUCUUUAAAAAGAGAAAUAAAUAUAUGAUUACAUGCUUGA